ACAUACCUUGUUGCUUGCACAAUGUUUUGUUUCCCACUAGAGGAAAAUCAUGAAUAAAUCUAAACCAAAACCAAAUGCAAUGAAAGUGAGCCCAGAAUAUUUAAUACAACGUGAAACACAAGGCCUGAGCGAACCCCAACGAAACCUAGGUGCUCUGCCCACUAUUCUUUUGUUCGGCUCUAUUCGCUUUCCCGGAAACGAUCCAGAACCGUCAAUUGACACAUGUCUACCCCCUUGUCGUCGCUUUCAAUCUCCACAAGACCACAACGCAUCUCUAACUCGCUUCUCCGCCAAUCUUUUUAUCAACCUUCCGAUUCCUCUUCCCUUUCAUUGGUUCAUCUUCAUGCUCUAAGAAUUUAAAAAAAAAAAAAACAUUGGUUCCUCAGAGGCUCUGCAAUUUGCACUUGUCACCCAUCCAAUUGCUACAACAACCACCGUCUAUUGCUCAUGGAGAUGCUUCGCUACACCACUGCGUCAUUGUGAGAGAGAUAAUAACGAAGCCAGCCUGGUUUCAUUCCCCUCCUCAUCCCUUAUCUCUACCCCUUGUGUCUUAAUCAUCAAUACCCUUAUCUCUCUGAUUUUUCACCAAAUUUGUCUGCUUCUUUCCUUCCUUGAAAUCUCUUGAGGUACCUUAUCGCAAACCCCUUCAACCCCCCUCCUCGAUUUGCGCCGAAUUAUUAAAUCACGGGAGUGAAUUUUCGUUGAAGGGGCGGGCUUGGUUUUGGUUUUUCUUGUAUUCCUUUCUUCUUUAAAAUUCCUUUUCGUCUGCUUGAUUUUCAAUAUUCUCUUUUCCCGUUGUUAUGUUUUUGGUUCUAUCUUUUUACGAUAUCUUGGAAAACCCCAAAAUAUCGGGAGUAUGUACAGGGAUGAUUCUGUUUCUGGGUCCUAUUUGGGUCGCAUUUUUGGCUGGUGUUGUGGUCGGAUGGGUUUGGAAACCGAAAUGGGCUAGUCUGGGGAGAGAAGAAUUAAGCUGUUCUCUGGCCAAAUCCUUGGAAUGGUGCUCCCUGUCGCCGCCGCCCUCCAAGCAAGUAUUUUCGUCUCUCAAUGGUUCUGAAUUGCAGCCGUCAAAUCCACAAUCUAUGGUCGUCGAUAAAGGCUUGAGUAAAUUGCCAUUCUCUUCGCCGCCUCCAGAAUAUGAUACCUGCAGCAGUGCGUCCACCAUCAAUGAAGAUGCAUCUAAUACUAUCAUAUUGGAGGAUUUACAGCAUCUGUGGCAGCUUGUAGAGGUAAAAGAUGGAGGCCCUCCUUGGAUACAGAUGAUGGAUCGUUCCACACCUAACAUGAGUUACCAAGCCUGGCGAAGAGAUCCCAAGGAAGGCCCUCCUCAAUAUCGAAGCAGAACUAUCUUUGAAGAUGCCACCCCGGAGGUAGUGAGGGACUUCUUCUUGGAUGAUGAGUUUCGUCCCAGGUGGGAUGACAUGCUUGCGAAUGCAACUACCUUAGAAGAAUGCCCCACUACAGGAACCACAAAAGUUCAGUGGAUACGGAAGUUUCCGUUUUUCUGUAAAGACAGAGAAUACAUAAUUGCUCGACGAGUGUGGGAAUCAGGAAGAUCAUACUAUUGUGUGACAAAGGGAGUAGAUUGUCCCUCUAUCCCAAAACGAGAUAAACCAAGACGUGUUGAUGUCUAUUACUCAAGCUGGUGCAUUCGCGCAGUGGAAUCCCAAAGAGCCCAGGGCCAGUUGACUGCCUGUGAAGUUAUGCUUUUCCAUCACGAAGAGAUGGGCAUCCCAUGGGAAAUUGCAAAGCUUGGAGUACGCAAAGGGAUGUGGACAUUAGUCCAGAAGAUUGAACCCGGCUUGCGUGCCUACCAACAAGCAAGAGUUGCUGGGGAGCCAAUUUCUCGGUCAGCCUUUAUGGCACGGAUCAACACUAAGAUUAGUCCAUCAUACCUGCAAUCCUUAGGAGCCUCAGAUGAACAAUUUGAAACCCAGAGUUUGACGGCGUCGGAGAAACCUCAAGGCAUGAACAUACCAAGGAUGCUCAUAAUCGGUGGAGCUAUUGCCCUUGCUUGUAGUCUUGAUAAGGGACUGGUGACUAAGACACUUAUAUUUGGCGUGGCAAGAAGAUUUGGUAAUCUAGGAAGGAGAACGAAAGUCUAGCACUAGAAUUAGUCUCUGGAAUCCUGUUUCUGGAGACGAAUGAUAGUCUCUCUAGUUAUCCCUUGAUCAGGGUAUUCUUAGAAAAUUGAGAGGUUCUAUAUUGGGUCAAAACUAUUAUGGAACCUCUUGUUUUUCUAGUUGGACCGUGAAAAACUUAUUGGUCCAGGAUAUGAAGGCAACAUAUGGUGUAUAUACUCGGUAGUAGGUAGCAACAUGAGAGUCGAUUUUUUUUAUUAUUUUCUUCUGCAAUACCAUAGUUUUACUUUUAUAAAUCUGCAAUAAUGCAACAAAUCCGUAAUGUUCACUUUGUUAA
Messenger RNA from Prosopis cineraria, 2415 nucleotides. RefSeq lists its product as uncharacterized. Lineage: Eukaryota; Viridiplantae; Streptophyta; Magnoliopsida; Fabales; Fabaceae. The record is from RefSeq and is a predicted model, not a curated record. Bases 801 to 2102 code for a protein of 433 amino acids. The transcript has 6 exons. Gene Ontology annotation, molecular function: lipid binding.